AAAAAAAGCAUGUACAUGACUGUAUCUAUACAUUUAUUGCUGUUUUUUCCAGAGGAAAAUACGGGAGGAACUCAACUUAAAAUUACAGUACGGUUUAGCAAUGAAGGCAGAGCGGUUGUAAAGUUUAUGAGGUAUCCGAGAGAAGUUGAGGCGGACGAGAAUCGUUAUAUAUUUGAUGACAUAGAAAGACAUAUAGCAGAGAUUGCCGCAUUUCAUCUGGACAAAAUUUUGGGGUUUUAUCGAGUACCCCCAACCAUCGGUAGAUGGUUCAAUAUCACGGCCGACUUAGAGCCAAUUCUACCGAAAUCAAUCGCGGAUACCCUGUUCAAAUCGCCAGCCGGAAAUUUGUGCUUCUUUGGUGAAUGUGAUUAUUACUGUGACAGUGCGCAUGCGUUUUGUGGACAUCCGGAUAUGAUUGAAGGUUCUGUACAGAGUUACCUCCCCUCCAGAAACAUUGCAAAAAGAAGAUCUUGGUAUCAACCAUGGAGACGGUCAUACAGUAAAUUUCAUAAAGCAUAUUGGGAGGAGAAUGACGAUCUUUGUGACAGUAUCCGACACGAAUCACCGUUCAAUAAUGGCAAACUUUUACUAGAUAUGGUCGACGCUCAUACCUUUGACUUUCUAACAGGAAAUAAAGAUCGCCAUAGUUUUGCAACUUUUAAAGAAUAUGGAAAUUAUACGUUCCCUAUAAUGUAUGAUAACGGCCGAGGAUUCGGCCGACAAACCUAUGACGCCAUGUCUAUCUUAGCACCUUUAAAACAAUGUUGUGUGAUUCGUAAAUCGACAUUGUUAAAAUACCUGAAACUUUAUAUAGGCCCGGAGAGACUCAGUGCUUUGAUGGAGAAAACUUUAGAAUCCGACCCCAUAGCACCAGUGUUGAUUAAACCCCAUCUUAAUGCACUUGAUAGACGGUUAAUAAAAAUUCUGCAAAUAGUGGCGGACUGUGUAGACAGAUUUCCGGUUAAAUCUGUAGUCAUUUUCGACAGAUUUUGAGAUAGUCAAUUUAAAUUUUCUUUUUUGGUGGUCGGUGAAUCUUUUAUAGUUUUUUUUCUUAGAAUGUUGAUAAGUGGUCAAUGAAUUCUGAACUGUAGAGGUGAACAUUUUAUGGAGAAAACGAUGGCAAACUUUAUUAAAAAUAAAACACAAAGGCUGUGAUUUGACAGUGAUUAAGGUGGCACUUCUUUUCACAAAAGUAAAGCAAAUCGUUCCGAAAUGUGUUAAAAUGACAAACUUAGAAUCACGAUUUUUGAUUACUAUAGACAGUAAAUCGUUUGAUAAUUGAACACAACCAAUACCGGCGCAGACGACAAGACGCCGGAACUUGAGGGAAAGGGGGGAGAAUAGUCUGCAAGGGACUAAAAAGUUUCCCAUAAAUUAAAAGAUACCACAAGUAUAAGACCGUGUGAUUAGACUGCUCAUCGUUACAGAAAAAGCAUUCCAUUGAUUGCUAUGAUCACGAAUUUAUCUACGAGAAAUGACGAGAAAUGACGAGACAUAAGUUAUUUCGGAUGAUACAGUAGUUGAAACACAAGAAGAAAGAAAGAGAAGGUAAAUCGUGUUGGUCAUACUAUAUGAAUAGAUGAUGAUGUUUGACACAGAGUUACAGAGCAAUAAGUGCAGAAGAAUUGGAUAGAAAACAUGUUUGGAUAUAUAUGUGCUGUGUGUUAGUUAUCCUAGUAAGUUACAGGUUGGAAAUGAGACAUUUUAGGUGUCAGGUUCACUCAGUUACCAUAUAUCAAGUCUUCCAUAUAUAUAUAUAUAUAUAUAUAUAUAUAUAUAUAUAUAUAUAUAUAUAUAUAUAUAUAUAUAUAUAUAUAUAUAUAUAUAUAUAUAUAUAUAUAUAUAUAUAUAUAUAUAUAUAUAUAUAUAUGACAGUAAACAUCAUUCUCCAUGGCAAUAUUAGUUAUAAAAACCUGUGACAGGUUAUAUAACCCAGUACCUGAUAUAACCCAAUCCUCUUUAUUAGAAAUUACUGUAUACAACGGUCAUAUAACCUGUAUAAAGUAAUAUUUAGAAUUUAUAAUUUGCAGUAUUACUUUCUUUGUUUAAAUAAGAUUGGCAGCAGCCGAGUAGAUAGGUAUUAUAGUAUUAUAAUACUGAAAGUUUGUUUCGUCGUUUUUCAUUGGAUAAUCGUAACGUUCAUAUAAUCCAUAUAUACGGUUGCAAUCGAUGUAUGAAAUAAUUUUAUCUUUUUUUCUCAUAUAGGAAUUUUACAGUAUAAUGAAUUCAUUAUAAAGAUUCUGUACAGGUUAUAUGACCAUAUAAACGGUUAUUUACAAUACAACCCUCGCCUUAUGAAUCGGGUGAUAUAUGAAAACGUUUAUGUGCCACGACUGGCCAAUGAAAAUAGGCGUUACAAACGUGCAGUAUUAUAAGAUGUGAUAAGAACGUUUCUGCAAUGACAUUUGAGGACAUAUAUCUAAAUAUCGAACGAAUGAAAAUGAAUAUCGUAGUCAGAUCAAAUGUUGGACGGAUAAUUGUGUCUCCGAACAUUUGUAGUUUGUUUGUUUGAUUGUUUGUUUGUUUAUGGGAUUAUUUUUGUGUUAUUGAGUAACUGAAUUUUAUGAUUGUGUAAACUGCCGCUUUCUUAGAACUGGUAUGUAGGAAAGUCCUGACGUUCAGAUGAUCCGUCGUUACCUUUGUAUUUUUAUGUAUUAUACAAAAGUAUUUCAAAAAUAAGUGUUGAGAGGGGGUUUGCUAACUGUAUAUCCAAUAUCUUCCAAAAAUAGACUUGUACCAAACUUUGUGAUCGAAUAACUUCUUUGUUUUCUAUGGUAAUAUGUACUGUUAUUUAAAUGUUGUACACGUGUUGAUUCACGUGUAAAGAUAGAUUAUUUAUGUCUUAACUGGAAAUAAUUUAGUUAAAAAGAUGAAAUCUUUUAUCUAUGUUUUCAUGUUUUAAAUUCUACGCACGGAAGUAUUGAGAUUUUUGUUUUUCUUUCAUUAUUCUUGUUUUUUCCAAAUAUUAUUUUUAUACAUGCAUAUAUAUACGAGAAAUCAAUCUGUUUUACAUUUUUAAAGUUUAUCUAUUUAUAAAAGCAAUCAUUGUGAAAAUCCAAGUUCGUGCAAUGACAUUCUAUAAAUAAAUCUCUUAUAAUGCUCA
Ruditapes philippinarum (Manila clam) is the source of this 3103-nucleotide messenger RNA. RefSeq names its product extracellular serine/threonine protein CG31145-like. Bases 10 to 993 code for a protein of 327 amino acids. Gene Ontology annotation, biological process: protein phosphorylation. The transcript has 7 exons. The record is from RefSeq and is a predicted model, not a curated record. Gene Ontology annotation, molecular function: phosphotransferase activity, alcohol group as acceptor. Gene Ontology annotation, cellular component: Golgi apparatus. NCBI's taxonomy places the organism in Eukaryota, Metazoa, Mollusca, Bivalvia, Venerida, Veneridae.